Messenger RNA from Plasmopara halstedii, 576 nucleotides. RefSeq lists its product as uncharacterized. The record is from RefSeq and is a predicted model, not a curated record. NCBI's taxonomy places the organism in Eukaryota, Oomycota, Peronosporomycetes, Peronosporales, Peronosporaceae. The transcript has a single exon. The coding region runs from base 1 to 576 and encodes 191 amino acids.
AUGGUCUCCUGGGGCAUCUCGCAGUCGACAGCCCUGGAUACUGACACGUCACAAUCGUUACAGGACACCAAGGGCGCUGUAGCAUCUACUGCGCAACAGGAACCUCUGAAGGCAACGAAAUCUCUACAGCCUCAUGCAGGAAGCGACGUUAAGGAAGAACGAUUUUGGCCUUUAUUUGAUAAACUUGCUUACAACACCAAGUGGUUUGGAAAGGAUACAGCACAUGGGAUAAAGAAUCAGGCCGGAUUUGAAUCAGUUGCCGGUCAUGCCACAUACGAAGCUAAAAGGGGAGUCAGUCAUGCGGUACACGGCGUCAAACCAACAGUGCGUAAUGCGGUCUUCGAUGCUAAGAUGUGGUUUCUCAAGUUAUGGCACAAAAUCGAAGAAGGUUUCAAAAAAAUGAAACACAAGACAUCCGAGCUCACUCGCAAAGGUUGGAAUCGUAUCAAGGAGGCAAAGAAAGCGGCGGGGCAUCGAAUGUCUGAAUCAAAGCUGAGCAUGAAACACGAUAUCAAAAGAAAGAGCGAGGGAGCAAAGUAUGCCAUCAAGACCGGUAGUACAAGUCAACUUAAGUAG